Messenger RNA from Perca fluviatilis (European perch), 6302 nucleotides. It is a transcript of the gene tmem86a, whose product is annotated as transmembrane protein 86A. Gene Ontology annotation, cellular component: membrane. The coding region runs from base 125 to 838 and encodes 237 amino acids. The transcript is spliced from 3 exons. The record is from RefSeq and is a predicted model, not a curated record. Lineage: Eukaryota; Metazoa; Chordata; Actinopteri; Perciformes; Percidae.
CCGCCCACAAGAGCGAGGACAAAACAAUCGGCUUCCCUCAUACAGUACAACUUAACAGGAGGACCCAAGCCAAAUUUUGAUAUUAAAGACCUUUCCCACCGGCACGGACACCACCGAGGGAGACAUGGUUUCUCCGGUAACAGUAGUCAAGAGUGAAGGCCCCAAGCUGGUGCCAUUCUUUAAGGCAACCUGUGUAUACUUUGUCCUGUGGCUGCCCACCUCAAGCCCAUCCUGGUUCAGCGCACUUAUCAAAUGUCUACCCAUCUUCUGCCUCUGGGUGUUUUUACUGGCACAUGGGUUCAGCUUCCUCGGUGCUCACUCCAAUGCCCGCAAGAUCUUGGCUGGCCUCAUCUUUUCUGCUCUGGGUGAUGCCUUUCUCAUCUGGCAGGAGCAGGGCUACUUCGUCCACGGCCUUCUGAUGUUUGCCAUCACCCACAUCCUCUACUCAUCUGCCUUUGGGAUGAAGCCUGUUAACGUGUCUGCUGGCCUGGUGAUCACUGCGGUGUCCUCUGUGAGCUACAUGCUGCUCUACCCCUACCUGUCUGGCCCCUUCACCUACCUGGUGGCCGUGUACAUCGCUCUGAUCGGCUUCAUGGGCUGGAGGGCCAUCGCAGGCCUGCAGCUGACCAACGACCUGUGGACCUGGACCAAGCUGUGCUCCUGCCUGGGUGCCGUGCUCUUCAUGGUCUCCGACCUGACCAUCGCCGUCAACAAGUUCUGCUUCCCCGUGCCCCAUUCGCGUGCCAUCAUCAUGGCCACCUACUAUGCCGCCCAGAUGCUGAUAGCGCUGUCGGCCGUUGAGUGCCAGGACGCGGAGGUGGCCAGGAAGAGAACGUGAGGUGCCGCAACGUCCGCAGUGAACGGCCGCGAGGGUGGGAAGAUGGCAGCGGCCUCCGGCCCUGAGUGAUCACGGACACAUCUCACUGCCAUAUCCCCAGCCCUCAACCCUCAUCUCAGUGUGACGCUACCACGCCGUUGUUAGCAUGACAACUGGUUCACGACGGUCUUCACAUGGCUAUCGCCCUACUACCCCACUAGCAUGGUAGUCUCACACUCGUCUUCUUACCACGAAGAUAUGGCAGUAUUAUCUUCAGCCUCUCUUACAACAGUCCUACCUGCCUCCUCCGAUCCUAGAAUGGCUGUCUCUCAACCUAGUUACCAUGGAGACAAGCAUAGUUAUAUUAACCUGCUAUAUAUAUAUAUAUAUAGUUUAGAGUAUUAGAGUAUUACUUUACUUUUAACUGUUAUGUUUUAAUUUAAAGGGGAGCAUGUCACUGGGGACCUUCGAGGAGUGUGUGUGGGAGAGCGAUUGUGUGUGUGUGUGUGUGUGUGUGUGUGUGCGUUUAUGUGCGUUUGAUUAACACAGUCCCAUCACACACAGUCACCACACUGACUCCCGCCACACAUCUACGUUAUGUGGUCCAAUAACACAAUUUUAACAUCUUAUUUUUUGUCAUUUUUUGUUGUUGCCUGAGACCUUGUUAAAAAGGGAUUUGUCUUUCCCAUUAGCUUUUCACUCUCUGUUGCUCUUUUUUUUUUUUUCCUGAGUUAAAGCUGUGGUAGGCAGUAUAUUUUUGGCAUCGUUUGGGCAAAUAUUCCAUAAUAACCUUUUAGCAUAUUGUAAUUCAAGUGGUCUGAGAGAAGACAAGACUCCUGCGCCUCCGCUUGGCUCUGUAUUUAAGCUUUAGAAAAUCUAGACCGUGACGGGAGACUUUAGCCAAUCACAAAAUGCACUUAAAAUGCUGGCUUUUUUUGUUUUUGUUUUUGCUUUCUGCCUACUGCAGCUUUAAGGGUGUUAUUGUUAAAGGAGAACACCACCUAAAUUAAGAAUUCCAAUAUGUUAUCUCCAUGGCCUAACAAAGUUCAAUUCAAUAUUUGUGAACACUCUCUCUCAAAGCCAGAAACCAGAGAAAUAAGUCUCAAAUGUCAUUAAGUAUAAAGUCUGGAGCUGCUCCAUAGACAGUGAAUGGGAGACUGAGAGAAUGAGGGAUUUUGUGGACCCACAGAAGUUUUUCUUUUUUACACCCAAAUGAACUUUGUUCUAUUGUAGUGUUCUCAGAAUAUUCCCCUGGGUGCGCUCAUUGUCAUCUGCUGAAUACCAUCUUUCCCAAUUCAUUGUAUUUGGAGCAGUUCCACACUGGAAUUUGGUUCAUGUUUACUACUAUGUUAGACUGCCUUCGACCAUGGGAAAGUUCCUCUUUAAAGUCAGGAGCAUAUUCAAACCUGCUUUAUUAUCUGUAGUCCCUUACAUUUCAUUCAUAACAACCACACUGCCUUUGUGUAACGCACUUAACAUCCUCAACAAAUCCGCACCCAGUCGCUUCAAGUGAAUGAAUCAGGGUGUCCUUAUAUAACUAGAUGUACAGAGAACGAAUGACAGAGACAGAGACAAAAAAGUGACGCAACGGGGUGAAAAGGCAAGCAGGGGUUAAGUUGCGUGACUGCCACAACCGCCGCGUAUUGUAGUUUUAGUAAUCGAGAGGUGGAGGUUGUUUGUGGGAGCUUGGUUCUUCCUGCUAAAAUGUUGUUGACACUGUCCUGCCGUCACAAAGAGAACACAGUAAACAUUGUAGUCCCAGCAGACCACAGUACACAUUCUAACAUGCUGUACGUUGAAACCUGCUGUUUUACAGGGAUUUUGCCUGCCACUUUUUUAGAAAAUGUUGACACGCUCACAGACACACCUGACACCUACGACCCCUGCCGAUUUGAAUUAUUAGGAAAAGUCCACGGGGGUCUUAUUGCUGAACUAGAUCAGCCGACCCAUGCUGUCACUGGCCUGAAACCAUGUUACUGGCUGCAAUCUUUUUGUUUAUCGUGUGUGUGUGUGUGUGUGUGUGUGUGUGUGUGUGUGUGUGUGUGUGUGGUAUUUUCAGGCAUUCACACCCUCGUGACGACACACACACUAUACAUACAACACGCACAUAAACAUACACAAUGCCCCGGGGCAACCUGACUGAAAAAAAAAAAAGAAAGAAAAGGAGAUGAGGGAACUGACUUGUCAUGUGAGGGAACAGUUUUCCCAUUAUUCCUAAUCCUUCUUUGUCACAGGACAUUUUAUCAGCUUUAAUCCCGCAAAAUCCACCGCGGCAAAUCCCAGACAGGUCAGCUGAUAUUUUGCCUUUCAUCUAUCACAUAUUUCGCCCUCUUACCUUUUCAUUUUGUUUCACCCACUGCAAACGGUUUAUGCUAGGGUGAAGUAUCUCACUGAAUAUUGAAGAAGUGUACUGUAACACUUUGCUUUAGAUGUGUACAUACAUGCAUGGUUUGAGUGUGCGCGCAUGUGUGAGAGUGUGUGUGUAUUGUCCUUGUCUUGGCUGUUGAGUAACGGGUGUGUACCUGUGACAAGUCAGAACCAACUCCAACCUCUGCAUGUGUUUUAUAGCAUCCCCCCAAUGUGUUGUCAGUUAAGAAUGACUUUAAAGUAGUAUUUGAUGGGAAACAGUAUAAUCAAACUGGGGUAUAUCUACUCUUUAGGUGUAAUUUGACCUUAGUCUCGCUUUGCCCCAGACCCUCCCCCAACGCGCGCUGAAGGAGGGUCUGGCUACUCCACAUAGCAUUCGGCGAUGGUGGGAAAACGUGCUCUGGUUUAACGGCAUUUCUUUAAACCAAUCAGAAUCGUCACGGGCGGCGCUAAGCUCCGCACGGAGCCGCUGCAAAGUAGUCGUGCGGGAGAAAACUCCGAUUGGACAGAUAGUCUAGCUAGCUGUCCCAAUAUACCCUGCAGAUAUCUGAGGAGCAGACAACAAUAGUCCUCAUUAAUCCACCGAAUUUAAAAUCCCAACACAAAGAAAGCGUAUAGAAACGGAAAAUACAUGCAUCCGGAGCAAUCCCCGGAAGUGGAACGCGAAGGAUGUAGACUAAUUUGACCUUAAUAGUAAGUCCGUUGGUGGACAAGCCUCCUGUUGACUAUACCCUGUACACCACUGGCAUUAUGAUUAAUACCCCUAGCAGUUUGUAUCCUGGAAACAAAAAAAUAGCAAAGGGCCAGCUUUUGCUACUUGAUGGUUCAGUCCACAUUCUCCUUAAUGUGAUAUAUUGUGCUGUGUACCAAACAAACGGGCAUAUAAGAAAGAAACAGACCCAUGGAGCGGUUGGUUAACACACCCACAUACAGUACGCACAGGAAAACAUAACGCAUAUCAAAACACGUUUAUGCAUCGCGUCGGCCAUCAUGACAGAUCUGCAGGCAGACCAUGGUGUUGACACUUCUCGAGGUUUCUUAAACAUCAACCGCAGCACACAGUCUUAGUCUGACCAGGAAAGAGAGUCAGCACAAGCGUCUAUUCCUGACGCUGCUUUGCCGGAUGGUUCCUCUCUCGCCUUUUGCCCCGUCAGCAUGCCCGUCCGCACGACAUAUAUCUGCUUCGUCAGUCAGAAGUGUGUUUCGGUCCGUCUGUGUGACAACUUGUCUUUGUGUUUUAAUGACUCCUCCCUGCAUCGCUGCAGCGUCCUACUCGGCAGCAGAACUUGUUCUGUCAACAAUUCAUAUAAGCCUUUGUGCGGAAAGACAUCCACAGGAGGCUUGCUAGCAGACAUGCAUUUGUCUGCUUUCACGCUCUCUUAAAUCAGGGUUUAGUGGAGUACAAGCGGAGAUGCUGGUUAACAUGAUUGACUAUCUAGUAUGCAGUCUGAAGUAAGACCACCAGGGAAAUGAGGAGAUUGAUUCAAGCCGUCUUACUCAUCCUUAUUGUGCGGGCAAUUUAUGUAAGCGCUGCUUUCUUUUGUACUCGUAACACAUUUUGUUCCUACUGGCAACAUGCCAGAAGAGUUAUCGUUGAAGUAUUUCUGAGAUUGUUUUCGUCGGCCAAUCCACACUUUGGAUAACCUCCGUGACUUUGGAAAGCGAAGUGGCUUUUCUGAGAGCGAUAAACGAGUGGCAGCCUGUAAAGCCAGAACUCAAGCACCACAUUGUGUCAGUAAGAUGCCAGUUAGUAUGCCUAUCUGGAUGAUUUAGUUUUAAAUACUCACUCUGUAUCUCCUCCAUCGUUUCUAUUUUUACUUGCCUUGGGCGCAGAUAACCAAAGCUGAAAGAAGAAUAGAAUAGUUGUACCGAGGGGAAGUUGUUAGCAUUAGACCUCUCAUGUAUCAACCAACCUUUUGUUUUGCAGUAGGCAGAGGUCACGUCGUUGGUGCAGGAGAGCAUCUGGCCCUCUACUUAGGAAGGGGGUUAUUGUUAAGCUAUACUGUAGCUGUAAACGAGGCGAGGAGGUGAAAUAUGACACACAGGGGAAGACUCCCUUUUCCAUCCCGUGCAUUAGCUAGCUGCCAUCCUGUCCCCACAGAUGGCAGGCCAGCAGGCGCAUCGCUUCACCUCAGCCUGUCAACAGCCCUGUUGUUCUGAGCUUUGUGCGUGCAGACAAAAGGGACCUGAGAGAGCUGUGGGAGGCCAGUAUGGUUCGGCCUGCUCUAUGAGUAGUCAGCCAGAACCAGCAGCUAUUGUAGUAGCAGAGAGGGCCCACGGUUCCACUCGGUCGCCUGAAUAAGUUGGCACUUUUCCUCGAUUUGAAAGUUUUCUCUCUCUCUUUUUGCUAUUGAUCUUGUGAUGUUUGAUACGAAACCUGUCGCUGUUAAUGUGCUGUGCCCAUUGUCACGCAGCACGGUUACAUUCAAAACAUAGCUGUAAAGUGUGUGUGUCUUUCCUCACGCAUGACAAGUAGGUGGAGAUGAAUCCUCCAUGUCAACACAUCUACAGCGAUGGGAGAAGUGCACACUACACACCCAGGUGGUUUUGGAACUACGACUGACAGUCCUCCGGCAUCAGUAGCUAUAGUGUUAAAAACAUGGAUUGUUGUGUACUGUAUCCUUUUAAAGUAUAUGCUCCUAUAUGUAUUUCUUUGCAUUUCUGUUUUUAUGAGAUACAACAGAAGCUACUGUUUUGAUGUUGACGGUUUAAGCACAAGAAAGGGACGCAUCGACGCGUGAGAGAAUCAGCAUUUUUCUUUAAAAGGCAUUACUUGCUCUUGAAGUGUUAUCCUUUUAUUUGCAGAAAAGCAGAAUGUUGUGUUUGCCUGUCACUGUGGAAAGAGCUGGAUUUGUUUUCCACGAGUAACGUUAGAUUAGUAACGUUAGGCCCAUCAGAAUGCAUCAUUUGACUUAAUUUAAUGUACACAUUUUUUUUUUCUCUUAUUUUUUAUUAUUCUAUGAUACACUUUACCUUGUCGUCCUCGAUUUUUCACUUUGUGAUUUCUUUCUUUCAUGACGGUAGAGAUGAAAUAGUUUCUUUGCUGUAGUGAAACUGCUAUGAAUGUGAAUAUCUAUUGGAAAAAUAAAUGCAGUUACAAUGCAACUUCAACAUUUCA